Octopus sinensis (East Asian common octopus) is the source of this 2414-nucleotide messenger RNA. RefSeq names its product phosphoenolpyruvate phosphomutase. The record is from RefSeq and is a predicted model, not a curated record. Bases 206 to 1198 code for a protein of 330 amino acids. The transcript has 9 exons. Gene Ontology annotation, molecular function: phosphoenolpyruvate mutase activity. Lineage: Eukaryota; Metazoa; Mollusca; Cephalopoda; Octopoda; Octopodidae.
AAAUAUCUUUUUAAUUCACCCAUUAUUAUAUUUAGUUUUCCUUAUUUUGUUCUGAUUGCUUAUCAUAUGUCAAUAUGUAGCCAAACCAACGCCUAGCCUCUUACUGAUAUUCUAAAACAAACACUAGAGAUUUAUCAAAUAUCCGUUUUGCAAUUAAUAUCAUCGAAAAUAAAUUGCAAUAGCAUUUAGAAAAUUCCAAGCAACCAUGGCUGCAAAACUUCUGUCCGUCGUAUAUACUACUAACCGAACAAUUUCCAAUGGAUUUAAAGGAGCCUUUUUAAAUGGAUCUCGAUGGAUGCAUUCAAGUCAGGAACCAAACAAAGUCAAGAAAACAACACAAUUAAAACAGAUGCUGCUUUCAAAAGAACUUGAAUUCAUCAUGGAAGGCCACAAUGGAUUGAGUGCUCGAAUAGUUCAAGAAACUGGUUUCAAGGGGAUUUGGGGCAGUGGGCUUUCAAUUUCUGCUCAGCUUGGAGUCCGUGACAGCAACGAGGCAUCAUGGACCCAAGUCCUUGAUGUUGUAGAAUAUAUGUCAGAUGCUACCGAUAUCCCAAUUUUAUUAGAUGCAGACACAGGCUAUGGCAAUUUCAAUAAUGCCCGACGACUUGUCAAAAAAUUGGAAGAGCGAGGCAUAGCAGGUGCUUGUAUUGAAGACAAAUUAUUCCCUAAAACAAAUUCUUUAUUAGAUGGAAGAGUUCAACCAUUGGCAGAUAUUGAAGAAUUUUCUCUUAAGAUCAAGGCUUGCAAAGACAGUCAGAGAGAUCCCGACUUUUGCAUUGUGGCACGAGUUGAAGCAUUCAUUUCAGGAUAUGGACUUGAAGAAGCAUUGAAGAGAGCUGAUGCUUAUGCUAAAGCAGGAGCUGAUGCUAUAGUAAUGCAUAGCAAAAAGAGUGAUCCUUCAGACAUUGAAUCGUUUAUGAAAGCUUGGAGCAAUCAGGCUCCUGUGAUAAUAAUUCCAACAAAGUAUUACACAGUUCCGACUCAACAUUUCCGAGACUUAGGAUGUUCUAUGGUAAUCUGGGCUAAUCACAACUUGCGUGCCUCAAUCACAGCUAUGCAAAGUUUAUCUGCAACAAUCUACAAGGAUCAGUCCCUUGUAAAUGUUGAAAAAACGGUAGCUCCUGUGAAAGAAAUAUUCCGUCUGCAACGUGACCAUGAACUGGUUGAAGCUGAAAAAAUCUAUUUACCUCAAAGAUGAGCUAAGAUGAUAUUUUAAUUUUUUUUUUAAUCUUUUGAAAUAAGAAACAAAUCAUUGUUGGGAAUAAAUUUUGGGGCUAUUGUUUGUUUCUUUUUUUUUUUUUGUUAAAUUUUCAAAUCAUUUUUCUGUGUCGGUAAAUAUUGGUAUUUUCCCUAACUGAUAAAAACUUCAGUUAACAUUCUGAUCGUUUUCUUUUUUCUGGCUUUAUAUGGUGUUAUUACAGAAUAUCAAUGAAUGAUAAUAACUUGACUUUUGUCUACGAUUUUUUUUUUUUACAUUUUUUGAAUGGAAAUUAUAUUUCUUAAGAGCUUUGAAAAAAAAAUUAUUUAUAUACAUGUGUAUACACAAAUAUAUAUACACAUAAAUAUAUAUAUAUAUAUAUAUAUAUAUAUACAUACACACGACAUAUAUACACUCACCCACACACACACACAUGCACGCAUAUACAAGGUAGUAUCAACAAUUCCCGGACUAAUUAUGUUUAAUAAAAAAUAACUUAUUUACCAAAGUUUUAGUAUCAUCUCCUUUGAAAUAGUCACCUUGCACAGCAAUACACCUGUCCCAGCAUUCCUGCAACUUUUGGAAUCUGGCCUGGAAGUCGUUUUCCAUGAGUUGAGGACCUUCUGUGAUUCCAUCUGGAUCUUGACAACAGUGUUAAUACAGUGAUCUUUAAGCUGCAUUUUCAUCUUGGGGAAAGAGAUGGAAGUCCACAGGUGCUAAAUCUGGCGAAUAGGGCAGGUGCAGAAGUGAUACCGUGUAGUUUUUAGUGAGAAACUCAAGAAUGAGAAGAGCUCGGUGACAGGGUACAUUGUCAUUGUGAAGAAUCCAAUUCUUCACGCUUCACAGACCUGGUUGCUUUCGCUGAAUGUCCUCUCUCAAAUGCUUCAAAACAUCGUUGAUUCUCCUCUGACGAUCUUCAUACACGAAUCUUCAUACAUGAAUUUUCUCCACAUUUCUUGGGGUGGCACUCAUGGCAAGUCUUCAAGAUCACUCAUCGUCUUCCCGGGACAUUCUUCCACUUUUGUAGCACCUGUGCCACUUGAAACAUUGCAUAUGACCCAUUGUCUCAUCACGGUAAAUUUGCCGAACCAUGCUCAAUGUCUCUGUAGCAGACUUCCCGAUUUUAACACAAAAUUUCGCGUUGGCACUUUGUUCCAACUUCCUGUCCAUGACAAACACACAUACACAUGUAAUCGCAAAAACACAAAUUUCACAA